Aspergillus luchuensis is the source of this 2355-nucleotide messenger RNA. RefSeq lists its product as uncharacterized. The record is from RefSeq and is a predicted model, not a curated record. Bases 1 to 2355 code for a protein of 784 amino acids. The transcript has 3 exons. NCBI's taxonomy places the organism in Eukaryota, Fungi, Ascomycota, Eurotiomycetes, Eurotiales, Aspergillaceae.
AUGCCCCUCUUUCGCCGUAAGCACAAGCCGUCUGCUGCCGCGUCUGCAUUCCGAUCUGUCGAGCAUCUGCCCGCUGCCCCUGGCGUCUACCCCGACGACGAUCUCGACCGUCGUUUCUCCGUCUCCACCUCCCGCGAGCGACUCCCUCCAUUGCCUGUCACUUCAUCCUCCACCAACAACACCAACACCACCACCUCCCCGCCUUCUUCCACUGCUGUCAACACCACCAACACCAUCGCUUCUACUUCCACCUCCACCACGCCCGGUGCCUCUCCGCAACUCUAUCAACACGAUAAUAAUACCCAGGAAUUUUCCACCCAUCCCCUGCGUCGUUCCAAAAGCCAGCGUCAUACCAGCCCGCGAGGCAACAACAGUAACGACAACACUCCGUCGUGGCCGCUGCCACCCGAGCCACUACAACCCGUCGAGCCAGAACCUCGCAAAUCCCGUCGCAGUCUCUUCUCGCUUCACUCGUCUGCAGCCGCGCGCGACCAGUCCGGAAUUCUGCAGCGCAGCCGGUCGGUCAAAAAAAUCUCCACGGGUCGAUCCUCCAAACAACAGCGACCGUUGUCCAUAGACACUACGUCCGAACGCCGCCCGGGAACCUCUUGGUCGAGAGAGCAUGAAUUAGACGCCCCGUGGCCCAAGGUUCCUCAAGCCCGUCGACCCCAACAACCGCCGCAACAACAACCGCAGCAGCAGCAGCAGCAACCGCCGGCGUCAAUUCAGGGUCAGGCACCUCAGCCUCAGCCCCAAUCACAAACCCCGACGCCGUCCCAUACUCCUGCAGAAUCUCCGGUUCAGCCUCCGCGGAACCACCCUCAAGCACAACAGCAGCCAGCGAGUCGAUCACCCAUGCCGCAGAACACAGGUCCGACGCCGACGCUCGACACCCGACCUCCUCGUUCACCGCAUCCUUCCGUCCAACGCUCCAAUACCGACAGCGGCCUGCUGGAACAUCUGACUCGCCCGUCACCGGUGGAGCCGUCCCGACAGCCCGCUGACUUGGCCCCAACACCGCCCCAACUGGACCCCACGGUCGGCCCUCGACCUUCUUCCCGCCAAUCCCUUGGGCCCCCUUCACCAUUACGCCCACUCCCCGUUCAUCCAGACACGGUUGCCAGUGGCAUGCCCGACCGUCCAUCCGCGCCCCCAGGACAGUCUCCUGUCCCUGGGCAUUCCCCUUAUCCGGAAGCUGGCUUCCGGAACAACACUGCGUCGACGCCAGAGCAGGGCCGGAACACGCCCAGUUCGCGUGAGAGCCGACGUGAUCGUGAGGAUGCCGAGAUAGAUGUGCGGGCUUUGGUCCAGAAGCAUGAUGAGCUUCAGGCCAAAUACUCCAAGGUUAAGCGUUACUACUUCGAAAAGGAAGCGCAGGUACAGCACCUUCAGAAUACCGUAGCACACCAACGUAUGGCCGUGUCCCGCACCGUGCUGGACGACAACGAGUAUGCCAAUCGGUUCGGUCGACUGGACGGUGCGAUCAAAGAUCUAGCCUUUUCCAUUCGCAAGGACUGGGCGACACUGCCCUCCUGGCUGAACGGGUUCGUCAAUGACGACGCACACACCACGGGCACCAAAGAAAUGACCGCGAUCGGCCGGGCGGUGGUGAGCCGGUGGUUAGUCGAGGAACUGUUCGAGCGCUACUUCCACCCAGCCUUGGAGCCCACCUUCAGCCGACAGCUGAAAAGCAUCGAGAUGAACCUGCGACGACAGCAAGCGCAGCCGUCUACAGAAGAAGACAAGGAGAACGCGAUCGCGCGCAUCUCCAACUGGCGGCGCACCACCCUGGACGGACUCACGAACCUGCAGGGUCCGCAGGCGGACGAGUACCGGGUCCAGCUCAUCGACCGACUGAUCAACAGCCUGGUAGCGACGCUGGUAGCACACUUGCACGACCCGCCGCCCCCGGGGCUGGACAACGGGGCGCGCAUGAUCGUGGAGAACGCCGUGGGCAUUGCCGAGAAGAUCCCGCUGGAGUCGCGCGACAUUUGCGUCGAGUACAUCCUCCCAGGCACAGUCGUCCAGGAGGGUACCAUGAAGGUCGAGACGGGGCUGCCGCCACUGACCCAUGUGCGGACCGAGUCUGGUGGCUCCGCCGAGCAGGAGCGGGCAGAGGGCCCAGACGAGACAGAGGGAGGCGACCCUGGACCGCCGCAGCGGGAGCAGCGCAUGCGGUCGGUGUUCAGCUCGUUGAUGGGACGGCGUCCAGGACCGUCCGCACCAACCGGGGAGACUCGAGAGGAGCGCGAGCGCGGACCGGGACGUAUCCGAUUUGCGUCAUUUGUGACGGCAGAAGUGAGAGGAAAAGGACCGAUGAAUGUACUGGUGAAGGCGCCUGUAUAUGUAGAGUGA